CGCUAAUGCUACGACGAUCCGACGCGAUCGCGCAGCGUCGCCGCGGGCGCAAUAAGGCGGUCGCGGCGGUCGCCAAGGGCAGAGGCAGACUGUGUGCUGAGAGAGAGAGAGACAGAGACCGAGCGGGCAGGGCAGGGCAGUGCGAUCGCGAACCAAAACCACCACCGGUUUUCAGUUGCUAUUUCCCGGCCUUUUCUCCCCUUCACUCACUAACGUUUACCUUGCCUCUAGUCUCCCGCCCGCGGCCGCGGGGGUGCUCCUAUUCUUAGCCUGACGCGCCUAGCGGGCCGGGGGGGCGCGCGCGCGCACGCACACGGUUCCAUGGCCGCGGCCGCCGCGACGACGACAACGUCCACCACCUGCUCGUCCUCGUCCACGUCCACCAGCCCCGGCCCGCACCGCAGGCGCCAGCCCGGCAACGACAUCGAGCGCGACGACGACUCCUCUUCCUGCUCCUGCUCCUGCUGCGGCGGAGGCGGCGCCGAUCACCACCACCACUUCCUCCACGCCUGCGCGCACGACGACGCCGAGUGCGGCGGCCUCCACGGGCACGCCGCCGCCACGCCCUGCGGCAGCAGCAGCAGCAGCGGGAGGGCGCUGCUGUUGGCGCGGAGGAAGCGAUCGACGACAGGCGCGCCGCCCGGCCGGCGGACGGCCUGGAUGAGGGGCAUCGUGCUCUGCCUCCUCGGCCUCGUCGCGGUCAUCGGGUUCCUCGGCUCGCACCGGGGCGGCGGCGCACGACGCGCGGCCACGGGCGAUGGCGCCGACGACGGCGGCGGGAGGCUCUUGCACAGGGUGGAGGUCGCCGCCGACGCCGACGUCAUGGAGUGGACGGAGGAGAACUUGACGGCCCUUGCGCGCCGCUCGCCUGAGCCGCCGAUACCUGAUAUAUGGAUGAAACCAGACAGUGAGGGUUACAGCCAGUGCAUUGAACGGCCGAAGAAUCACCACAGGAAAAACAACGCAACUGUCGGUUACCUGAUCGUUGAUGCAAACGGUGGCCUGAACCAGAUGAGAAUGGGAAUAAGUGAUAUGGUUGCAGUGGCGAAGAUCAUGAACGCAUCGCUGGUGAUCCCUACUCUGGAUCAUCAGUCAUUCUGGACCGACCCAAGCGAUUUCAAAGAUAUAUUCGACGUUGAUCACUUCAAGGAGUCACUGAAGGAAGACAUUGUGAUCGUGGAUUCCCUCCCACCAGAUUACAGAAGGGUGAAGCCGUACGUGAGAGCACCCACCUCCUGGUCCAGGGCUUCCUUCUACAGAGACUUUUCGAAGAUCCUGAGGAGGUUCAAAGUGGUGAGGUUUACGCACACGGAUUCACGGAUCGUGAACAACGGCCUCACUCCUUCUCUGCAAAAACUCCGGUGCCGCGCGAAUUACAAGGCGCUCCAGUACAGGAAGGAGAUCGAAGAGCUCGGCAACACUCUGGUUGAUCGGCUGAGAAAUGGGUCCGAGCAUUACAUCGCGCUUCACCUGAGAUACGAGAAGGACAUGCUGGCCUUCACCGGUUGCAACCACAACCUGACGCUGUAUGAGGCAGCGGAGCUGACGGACAUGCGGUUCAAGGUGCGGCACUGGAAGGAGAAGGACAUCAACAGCGAGGAGAAGCGGGUGCAGGGCGGGUGCCCCAUGACGCCCCGCGAGGCGGCCGUGUUCCUCAAGGCCAUGGGGUACCCCUCCACCACCAAGAUCUACAUCGUGGCCGGCGAGAUCUACGGGGCGCACAGCCUGGACGCGCUCAAGGCCGAGUACCCCAACAUCUACACGCACUACAGCCUCGCCACGGUGGACGAGCUGGAGCCGCUGGAGCUGUACCAGAACAGGCUCGCCGCCGUCGACUACAUCGUGGCCCUGCAGAGCGAUGUGUUCGUCUACACGUACGACGGCAACAUGGCAAGGGCCGUGCAAGGGCACAGGAGAUUUGAAGGCUUCAGAAAAACCAUAAACCCUGACAGGCUGAAGUUUGUGGAGCUUAUUGACAAGCUGGAUGAAGGUUCUAUGUCCUGGAGUGAGUUCCAGAUUGUGGUGAGGAAGCACCAUGAGAAUAGGCUCGGAGGUCCGUAUGAGAGAUUGCGCGGUGCAAGUCCAAGGCAGGAGGAAUACUUCUACUCAAAUCCAAUCCCCGGCUGCCUCUGCAAAAGGGUUGAGAGUAGUAGAUGAUAUGGAUUCAAUUGGAAUUGUUCAGUCUUAGAAACAUACCGCGACAGCUUCAGCAGCUGGAGCAUGGAUGGAGAUGAACCUUCCUCCGCAUGACAGGGAUCGCUCGGCAGAGGGAGAGCUAGCAAACUGACUGAUACUAGCAGUUUCGAUUAUUUUCCUAGGCUGACAGACAACACAUGCAGCUGAGGUCUGUAGAGGGCAGGGUGCAGAAUGUGAGAAGUUACAGAUUUGUAAAAAAAGCAAGGAAUGCAGAUGCAAGUAAUAGGAUUGAGUCUGGAUGGAAAAAUGUUUCACGGUGGCUGCUGUUUGUAGUUCUUGGUGUCUCCGAUUAAUUCGGUUUGGAAGGUACCAUACCUUUGGAUGGAUUCAUCAUUACCUCUUCUUCUUAAGAAUAAUGUAUAAUGCUCUCUUUGUAGGCCUGUUGAACCAGAUGUGUACAUAGUAAAGAAUGAACCACUGAUAGUGUUGGAGUAGUUUAGUUCCCACGAAAAAUCCAUGUAAUUCUGUCUAAGAACCUGUCUGCUAAGAAAAAGACCAAGAUCUGGCUGGCUUUUGGUAGCGGACCAGAUUUUUUUUUUGAAAA
This is a messenger RNA of Sorghum bicolor (sorghum), 2740 nucleotides long. RefSeq lists its product as uncharacterized. Gene Ontology annotation, cellular component: cytoplasm. The coding region runs from base 322 to 2157 and encodes 611 amino acids. The record is from RefSeq and is a predicted model, not a curated record. The transcript has 8 exons. NCBI's taxonomy places the organism in Eukaryota, Viridiplantae, Streptophyta, Magnoliopsida, Poales, Poaceae.